AUGAAGAAAAUCAAAGUCUUGGGAGUCCAUGGGCCUAACGCUGGCAAGGUCAUUCUCCUUUGCGAGGAGCUCGGACUCCCAUACGAGACGGAAAUCAUCCCCCUCAACGACGUCAAGAACCCCAAGUACGUUGCCAUUAACCCGAAUGGCCGGCUGCCGUCCAUCCAGGAUCCCAACACAGACCUCACACUGUGGGAGUCGGGCGCAAUCAUCGAGUACUUGACGGACAAGUACGACAAAGCUCACAAGCUCAGCUUCGAGCCGGGCACAGCUGCGGCCUACUACGCUCGUCAGUGGCUUUUCUAUCAGACAACUGGCCAGGGACCGUACUACGGGCAGGCGAUGUGGUUUCUCAUCUAUCAGCCACUUCCCGAGGCGCGCGAGCGCUAUGUCAAGGAGGUCAAUCGCGUGACCUCUGUUCUGGAGGGACACCUGGCAAAGCAGACCCCGGACGCGGACGGGAAUUAUUGGUUCUUGGACGGGCGGAUCUCGUACGUGGAUAUCGCCUUUUUCACAUGGCAGCACACAGCCUCGCCGCGAAUUCCGGAUGCCGAGUUCAAUCAGGAUGACUAUCCGCACGUCAAGAAGUGGUACGACAACAUGCUUGCGCGCCCGAGUGUGCAGAAGGUUCUGAAGCUUCAAGAGACCAAUCAGGUUGCAGUGAGUCAUUGUUAG
Molecule: messenger RNA, 675 nt
Organism: Colletotrichum costaricense
Lineage: Eukaryota; Fungi; Ascomycota; Sordariomycetes; Glomerellales; Glomerellaceae
Exons: 1
Coding region: 1-675 (224 amino acids)
Source: RefSeq, a predicted model, not a curated record